CGCGAAACUGCCCCAACUUGCGACAGGAACUCCUCCCUUGAGGAAUUGAUAGAAUUGAACUGCUCUAUGGGAAGCCUCCCUUUUCUAUAUCCAAGAUGGAUACCCACCAGCAGCCUCCAGGCCAAACUCCUUCAAGCAAUCCUGCGCCGGACCAGCAGGCGGUUCCCAACCCAGACCAUUCACAGCAACGGGAACUUCCACAAUCACACCCCGAGGGCGGUACAAAGCGAAACAUGGAAUCAGAUGUCACUGGAGGAAGCCGAGGAGGUCGCAAGAAUAAGAGAAAAGAUCUGGGAAGGAAAGCUUGGAGCCGUCAAACCACAGAUAAAAGAGCACGGACAGAAGCCUCCCAAGAAUCGAAGCGCCGUAAAUUAGAGCGCGGAGAGGGAGCGCUGCCUAUCUAUGCUACAGAGUUCUCCAAAGAAGAUAUUGAAGCAGACCAACGACGCCCAAAAAAGAAAGUCGCUGUAAUGCUGGGAUAUUCGGGUAGUGGGUAUAAAGGAAUGCAAUUGAGCCCGACUGAAAAGACAAUUGAAGGCGAUUUAUUCACUGCUUUCGUCGCAGCCGGGGCAAUCUCCAAAGCAAAUGCUACAGACCCCAAGAAGUCGUCCCUUGUUCGAUGUGCUCGGACAGAUAAAGGCGUUCAUGCCGCUGGCAAUGUUGUCUCGCUAAAGCUCAUUGUCGAGGAUUCCGAUAUUGUGCAAAAAAUAAACGAACAACUCAGUCCGCAAAUUAGGGUAUGGGGCAUCGAGAUAACAAAUAAAAGUUUCAGCAGCUAUCAUUUAUGCGAUUCACGUAUUUAUGAAUAUUUAAUACCAACGCACUGCUUCCUACCACCGCAUCCUAGUACGUCCUUGGGUCAAAAACUAGUCGAAAUCGCCGAACAAGAGAAUGACCUAGAGGGUUAUAAGCAAAGGCAAGCGGAGGUCGCUACCUAUUGGAAAGAAGUUGACGAGAAAUAUAUUCAACCUAUCCUGGAACGACUGCCCGAAGUAACACGGAACCGUGUGAAACGGGCGCUAAUUGUUAAAUCUGAUACUGGCCCUGUGGACAGCUCUGAUUCCCAAGGUGAACAAAAACUAAAUCCAUCUAAUGAAGGAGAUGAUGCGCCCACCAGUAACGAGACAUCAAUCCAAACGAAUGAAAACAAGGACACUAGCGCUGAAGACGCCCAGACAGUGACAACCAACGACGCUAUCCGCAUGAUUCGAGCGGCCUACCUAGAUGCAAAGAGGGCAUAUCGCAUACCAAAAGAGCGAAUGGACCGCAUCAACGAUGCCCUUGGGAUGUACGUCGGUACAAGGAAUUUCCACAACUACACCAUCCAAAAAUCUUUCCGCGACGCGUCCGCUAAACGACUCAUCAAAUCCUUUAAGAUCUCGCGAGAUCCAUUGAUCAUCAACGGCACGGAAUGGCUUAGUCUUAAGGUCCACGGCCAGAGUUUCAUGAUGCAUCAGAUCCGGAAAAUGGUCGCCAUGGUUGCCUUGGUGGUGCGCUGUGGCUGUGACAUUCAGCGGAUCCCAGAGACGUACGAAGAUCAUAAAAUUGCCAUCCCCAAAGCGCCAGGGUUAGGCCUGCUGCUCGAACGUCCCAUUUUUGAUUCAUAUAAUAAACGAACUGUGGUUGAGUAUGGAAAGAACCCGAUAGACUUCUCCAAGUAUGAGAAGGAAAUUGAAGAGUUCAAACAGCGGGAGAUUUAUGAACGGAUCUUCCGCGAAGAGGAGGAGUCAAAUUCCUUCGGGAAUUUCUUCAACCACAUUGACACCUUUCAAGAUAGCGCCUUCCACUACGUGACGUCGGGAGGAAUACCCGCGUCCAAAUCCCGCGGAGGUACUGGUAAAGCACCCAUGAGCGGGAAGGCGGCGUUGAAAGAGGUUGAAUCCGAAUCCGAGGAUGAAGUCGUCAACGGUGGAGAGGAGGGCGGAUGAUUGUAAACCCGCGCGCGCGCAUGUGUGAAAACAGGCCCUAUUCGGGACGAUGGUGGAAGUCAUAUAUAGUCCUCAUAUACUCUGUACUGUACUUGUAUGCAUAGUUAUACCGUACAGUGAACAGCAGAAAAGCCUUACAAUAACGGUUACCCUGAAAAAAAUAAUUAAAAAAGCAUCUACUGUUUGUUCCCCCGUGCAGAAUUGGCACUGCCAGAUAGAUCAUUUCUGUGAUCCACUGUUUGUCCGGCUUUAGGACACUACAUCUACAACCGCCCUUCUCCAGCACAUCAACGAUAAAAAGCUCGAUCCCAUCGCAAAGGUAUAUAGAGAAAAAAUAUAAAUAAGAAGCCAAUAAUUCUUGCAUUAACUUAGCAUAUACAGUACAUAUAGAAACGCAAAAUUUCAACACAAAAUAUGUUUCCAUCGCAAUUAUAAAAGGUCAACCACAGCGGACACCACGCACAUCCACAAAAUCAGAGGACUUGUCGAAUAUGACGCAAAACAAAAAAGUCAAGAAAGGUACAAUACACAAAGGAAUAAGCAAAAGAAGGCAGUCAGUCAAAGGAAAACAAUUAGCCUAUAGGCUAAUAAAAUGUGGCAUGGAAGGGGCCAAAAAGCCGUUCAGUUUCAAACAAAACAAGAAACGAUAUCGUAAUACUCAUUCACUCUCACUGACAUUUCCCAUUGUUAAUUUCAAUCUUUUCUUCAUCGCUGGAACAAAACAGUGUGAACAAACAAAGGUGGGAAGGUCAAAAAAAGGAGGGAAGGAAAAACAAAAGGAAGCCGCAAAAGAAAGCUAAAAGGACAAAUCUCAAAGAGAGAAAAG
Messenger RNA from Blastomyces dermatitidis ER-3, 2754 nucleotides. Its product is annotated as tRNA pseudouridine38-40 synthase. Gene Ontology annotation, cellular component: nucleus. Gene Ontology annotation, biological process: tRNA pseudouridine synthesis; mRNA pseudouridine synthesis. The record is from RefSeq and is a predicted model, not a curated record. Bases 96 to 1928 code for a protein of 610 amino acids. The transcript is spliced from 4 exons. Gene Ontology annotation, molecular function: RNA binding; pseudouridine synthase activity. Lineage: Eukaryota; Fungi; Ascomycota; Eurotiomycetes; Onygenales; Ajellomycetaceae.